GAUAAUGGUCCCCAGUAUACCAGCCGAGAGUUCACAGAUUUCACCACAUAAUGGGAAAUUAAACACGUCGCAUCCUCACCUUACCAACCAUGCCAGACCUAGACGUUGGUCAAGAAUUCAGAGUUCGGGGUCAAAAAGGGGGGAAAAAGUACGCAGAAACAGAGAAGAGAUCAGGCCACGUUUAGAUGUAGAGGAAAGGAACAGUGCAAAUAAUCCAGAAACAGAAGUGAGCCUGGACGCUGAAAGUGGUCAACAUGAGUCAACGGUACCAGUAGAGCCCGAACCUAACGGGUCGCAGAGAAGAAGUUCAAGAUCAAUAACGGCCACAGCAGAAUGUAGCGUAAACCAAAGGAGAAGUUCGAAGACAAUCAAAGCACCGGCUAGAUAUAAAGAUUAUCUCUGA
Molecule: messenger RNA, 403 nt
Organism: Paramuricea clavata
Lineage: Eukaryota; Metazoa; Cnidaria; Anthozoa; Malacalcyonacea; Plexauridae
Source: the annotation of a GenBank genome assembly